Messenger RNA from Trichoderma asperellum CBS 433.97, 1125 nucleotides. RefSeq lists its product as uncharacterized. The record is from RefSeq and is a predicted model, not a curated record. Lineage: Eukaryota; Fungi; Ascomycota; Sordariomycetes; Hypocreales; Hypocreaceae.
AUGGCGUCUCCUGCACCUAAUCUUUCUCGAGAGAGGAUUCUUCAUGCUCUUCGAACGCUCAUUGAAUACGAUCAUAGAGUGCAGAUGGUCCACCGCUCAACUGAUUUUCGCUGGCUUUACCAACCGAAUAUUGCAGAUCUUGGCCUACUAGCCGCCGAAAUGACUCAUAAGCAAGCCAACGACUGUUUCAACAAGGCCACACCUAUAUACAUCUUUUCAGCAAGGCGCUCAUUCUACACGUCCUUACUCUUGAAAUUGCUUCACAAUUUCUUGUACACAAAAUGGUAUCGACCAUAUCGAAACGAGGUUGAAUACAGGCGAUUUUUGGCGAAAACGUUCCUUCCACAGCUCUUGCCCAGCGAUCUACAGCCUGGUCCAUUGGUCGAUUUUGCUACCAAAGUGCAUGACACUAUUUGCAAGAGAGUACAAGUUGCUCAAGACGCAGUCAAAAGACUAGACCCAGAUAAUCUUGAAGAGCCUUUAGAUUCGAAUCUUCCGGUUAAAUGGUGGGAUUGUGAGGGUCUAGAUAAGCCUGGGAUUAUACAGAGCCAGAAAGGUUUUAUAUUACAGCCUUUAUUCCAAGCAGUCAUCAUUUCUAUAAGGCUUGAAGCAUUCAAUAAAGAUACUGAAUUGAGCGAACUUCCAGUUCUCCUUAUUCGUACUGGAGUGGAAGAAGGGCUCAGUGCUCCCGUCUCAUUUGAUCCAAUCGCUCACAAGAUCAAAGGUUUCAUCCAUAGCUCUGGCGGAAAGACAGCAGCGCAAAUGACGCUUGAAACGGCGGUAGAAUUUGUCAUUAGUUUGGAAAAUCGAGAAAUUGCAGCAUUUGGAUACCAGCCAAGUUCAGCAGUGUCUACCCAAGAGCUUCAUGAUGCUGGUAGUAUAGGUGAUUUAGAUAUCAUGUACGAAGCUCGGAGGCUGGGAUGGGGCGAUGAGGCAUUGGUUGGGCCAAGCUCUCAAUGGGUGGCGGAUCCGGAAGAAUCUAUUACUUGGGAAUCUGAAUGUCCCUGGGUUGAUAGGCACUAUUUCCCUUGUUCUUCCUACAUGCUCGCAAGAGCUAUUGAGUUCGAUAAUAGAUACCCUGAGGGGCCGCGAGGAAUGCCUUGGAGAGGUGGAAAGCAUUUUUAA